Zymoseptoria tritici IPO323 is the source of this 249-nucleotide messenger RNA. RefSeq lists its product as uncharacterized. The record is from RefSeq and is a predicted model, not a curated record. Lineage: Eukaryota; Fungi; Ascomycota; Dothideomycetes; Mycosphaerellales; Mycosphaerellaceae. The transcript has a single exon. The annotation marks the transcript as partial.
UCCUCCCCAUCCUCCAAGCCGCACGCCUUCAACCCCAAAGAUGUUCCGCUCCCACCGCCCUCCUACUCUCAGGUCUGCGUCACUCCGCUCCUUCCCACGAGCCGGCUCAUCACCCUCGCGGGCAUGACCGGCUGCGAUCCCGCUUCCUCCUCGAAUCCGAAAACCGUACCUGAGCAAGCUCCGACUGCGUACGCGAACAUCGCAAAGUCUCUCGCUGCGGCUGGUGCUACGCCGAGAGACAUCGUGCAG